This is a messenger RNA of Helobdella robusta, 1881 nucleotides long. RefSeq lists its product as hypothetical. The transcript is spliced from 6 exons. The record is from RefSeq and is a predicted model, not a curated record. NCBI's taxonomy places the organism in Eukaryota, Metazoa, Annelida, Clitellata, Rhynchobdellida, Glossiphoniidae. The coding region runs from base 1 to 1881 and encodes 626 amino acids.
AUGAUAUUUUUAUUUUCACAGGUGCUGGUUACCAUUUAUUGGCUAUCCAGAUGCUCUCCAGAUUACCCUCCCCUGAAGCACGACCACACUUUCAUCUGCAGCAACCCAGCAUCUUCAUCACUGAUGACUUCAAAGGCGACAGCAACAAGUAUUUCGUCCAACCAAGAUCAACAACAACUCACACAACACGCCACACAACUACCUGGAAAAUAUUCUGCGAAGAGCAACAACAUUGAUGAUAAGACUAAAUGGCAGAAUAAUGAAAUUGACUGGGAGAAAAAUUUUUCAGCUUGGAAGACGAAACGCAUGUCGCAGUUCUCUUCCUCAUCCACACCAUCUCCUGUUCCAGCAUCUACUAGUGCUGCUGAUGCAGGGGACAGAGGUUUCAAUGAUUACAAUGGGAGGAAGUACCUUGGUGGUAAAGAGGCUAUAACUGGACCUCACAAUGGAGCUGGGUUACAUUUCAAUGGUGGUCAUCAUCACCACCAUCCUUCUGAACAACUGCAUCACCAUCAUCAGCAUGUUAAUAAGCAUGCCAAUGAUGAAGUGUUUGAUAAGGCUCCCACGCUUCCUAAAUGGGACACAUAUCCAGGAUUUAAAAAUGCAGAUGACGACGACACUGAUGAUGAUGAGGAGGAGGAGGAUAUAUUGAAGUUUCACAAAAGACCAGCAACAAACCAUCACAAAGGAAAAAAAAUGAUUGGAUCUUUCUCCUCAAUGUCAUCAUCGUCGUCAUCGUCAUCGUCUUCAUCGCCUCUGAUCAGAGAGUACAGAAGUGCUGAUAAUGUAAGUAAGGUCGCUGCAGACAGGACUGGAUCUAGCUUUGAGAAACUGCUCAUUGAUGUGAACAAGUUGUCACACAUCAGCUUGUCACAAUCUUUGAAAGAUCUUGAGAACUUCGAUGAAGUUGGUUUUGAUGAGGAUUAUCAAAUUGUUCAUGAUGAUGAUGGCUGUGAUAAGAACAGCGAAGUUGAAACAAUUGCUCAUGAUGAAGAUGAGGAAGAUAAAUAUUUCAGCAUCCGAAAUGUGGAUGCUUCUGAUGUCGAAAUAAAUAUGUUCAAUAAAAUUUCAUCAACCGAUGAUGAUAACGAGAGUGAGGAGGAGGAGGAGGAAGAAGAAGAUGAUGAUAAUAAAGACAACGAUAAUAAUAAUGAUGAUAAAGAAAAUGUAAUAUCAGCACAUUCUGACAAUAAGAGAAAGCCAUUGAACUUUAUUGGUGAACUUAUUCAGCUGAAUGAAGCAACGAAAAAGUUUGAUGGUGUUUUUGAGCAGAGGACUGUCACCUCAAAUGAUGCCGGCCCACGUAAAGUCCUGACCACCAGCAACGUGCACAAUAUGGCUCAUCUCUCAAGAAAUAACAACUUCUUGAGCGUGACGACAGAACAACCACUGAAUCAGAGAUUUGUAGCGACGAAAUCGUUACCUUCUCCUUCGUCAUCGGUCUCGUCCUCAUCCUCACUACCUUCAACUACUUCACUGAGUCUCUUUAAUUCUAAAAUGUAUGAUAGAUUCUAUCACGACAUGAAUGCAAUAAUGAAUUCGAAUGCUGCAAAGACUGACAAUUAUAAUAAUAAGAACAAUAAUAAAGUAAAAAGACUGGAUUUGGAGUCAGAGAAAAAAAGGAUUGUUGAAUGGAAUAUGAAAUGUGAUAGACUUCUCCAGGAAAGAUUCAUGAGAGAUCGAGUGAUGUUGAAAGAGAAGCUGGAGGAAGACAUGAGGAAGGCUGAUGAAACCGAGAGGUUGAGGAAGAUCAAGUUAAAUNGGAAGUUAANUAACGCCAAACUCUCUACCUCCUUCUCCGACGACUUCGCCAUCACUUACGAAGUUCAGGCGGAUCUCAAGACCCAUCUGUUUGCAAAAAUCAUUGAAGAGCGCUGUUGA